UUAGUUGUCUAAAAUUGUAAAUAGAAGCUCCCAUCCCAAGUAUUCAUCGUAAAGUAUGAGAAUAGUGGUCGGCGGCCCGAUGUUGUCGUUGUUGUUGCGUAGGAAGAGGAGUUCACUGCCAUGGCUAUGGAGAGCAACAACAACAACAACAAGUACAAUCAGAUCAUUCUCUACUACGGACAACAAUGGCGGCGAUGAGUUUGUUCAGAGCUCCAAGGUCAAAAUCUUCGAUCGCCAUCUCAAAAGCAAACAACGUGACAGAGCAGCAUGGUUGAUGCGUCCAAAGGAUUCUCUUGUUGAUGCUGUGGCUGACAAUCUACUGGAUCGCUUAGAGGAUUGCAAAAAGACAUUUCCCACUGCACUAUGUUUGGGUGGUUCCUUGGAAGCUAUUAGGCGUUUGUUAUGCGGGCGCGGUGCCAUCGAAAAGCUAAUUAUGAUGGAUACAUCAUAUGAUAUGGUGAAAUUGUGUAAGGAUGCUGAGGAAGAUGCUUCCAACAAAAACAUUGAAACAUCAUUUGUGGUCGGUGAUGAAGAGUUUUUGCCUGUAAAAGAAAGUUCUGUAGAUCUGGUGAUUAGUUGCUUGGGACUCCAUUGGACAAAUGAUUUGCCUGGAGCCAUGAUACAGAGUAGACUUGCAUUGAAGCCUGAUGGCCUAUUUUUGGCAGCUAUUCUUGGUGGAGAAACGUUAAAGGAGCUGAGAAUAGCAUGCACCGUAGCACAAAUGGAGCGUGAAGGGGGCAUCAGUCCACGGUUAUCACCCUUGGCACAAGUGCGGGAUGCGGGCAAUCUUUUGACUAGAGCAGGCUUCAAUCUUCCAGGUGUUGAUGUUGAUGAAUACACUGUUAAAUAUCCAAGUGGUGAGCUUUUUUGUCCUAUGUUGAAGAGAGAAACAGCGCUAGCAACUGCAUCUGUUUACGAGUCAAUGUUUGCUGCAGAAGAUGGCACCAUCCCUGCUACAUUCCAGGUUAUCUAUAUGACAGGGUGGAAGGAACACCAUUCGCAGCAGAAGGCUAAAAGUAGGGGAUCUGCAACAAUAUCAUUUAAGGACAUCAAGAAGCAAUUUAGUGAUGGUGGUAGUAGCGGCUGACUGUCUCUCUCUCCCUCAUUUUGUUUCAUCAGUGUCCCAUUUUUUCUUUUACUUGUCAAUGCAUCUGUUUACACAAAUGUUUCAUCCUCGUCGAAGUGAAUGAAAUUGGAAAAAAGGAAAGCCUUGAGAACUUAGUGACGGACUGGUCAACAAUAAUUCCAAAUGAAAACUUAUGUCCUACGCAUUCUAGUUGUUGAUAAAUUAGUGUAUUUGGAUCUAAGAUUUGAAGAGAGAUUUGCGAAUGAAAAAUAGAAGCAGAGGAAAAUGUGUAAAAAUUUAACUUCUACUUCAUGCAAUUUUUCCGACCUAUUUCAUUAA
This is a messenger RNA of Camellia sinensis, 1405 nucleotides long. Lineage: Eukaryota; Viridiplantae; Streptophyta; Magnoliopsida; Ericales; Theaceae. The record is from RefSeq and is a predicted model, not a curated record.